Molecule: messenger RNA, 786 nt
Organism: Adineta ricciae
Lineage: Eukaryota; Metazoa; Rotifera; Eurotatoria; Adinetida; Adinetidae
Source: the annotation of a GenBank genome assembly
AUGGAAUCAAAGCCAAUAUCCGAUAGUAAGAAUACCAAUCUUCACGAAUUGAUUGAUCGUCAUGCUGAUUAUGCUUUGUAUUACUAUAAACACGAUUCUAGUGAAACAACAGCAAAUAAUGAGUUCAUCAGUGAAAUUGCUUGGAUUAUUUGCGUUAGUUUUUCACGUAUUCCUCUUUAUAAAGCACUAGGUUUCGAUACGGCAGAAUUUCACCCGCUCAUGAAAAAAUUCGUUUACAAAUCAAUUGAUACUGAGACGCCACUCCUAUAUUACAUUCGUUAUGAACCAACUGAUGAAAAUCAAAGACAGUUAUCACCUGACGAUCCAAAGUACAAAUAUAUGAACAAAGUAGUUGCUGUCAAUCUACGAAGAGAUCAUUUUGAUAUCAAUGGACCAAUGCCACCUAUAGAAAACAAAGUAUUGAAGACAAUUAUCAAAUUACUCGAUGGGGCGCAUAGCAUUUAUGACAAAAAUCAAAUUUUAUACUUAUCGACUGGCGGUGUGUUAGUUGAAUUUCAUAAUCAAGGUUUAUAUUCAUGGUUUCGUCCGUUAGUUAUGCAACAUAUUCAAUCUCGAUGUCAUUUCAAACGUUCGUAUGGAAUAAGUUUAUCAGCAGCUUCAACGCAUGUUUUGAAAAAAGAUAAUUACACAUGUAUUGGCAAAAUCAAUGUUAAAACAUGCGAAUUAUUGGAUCAAGGUGAUUUAGAUUUAUUAAAACAUAUGAUCGAUGAAAUUGAUGAAAUAUCUGUUCUGGAAAAAAUACACGCGGAUAGUUGUGACUCAUGA